Molecule: messenger RNA, 6577 nt
Organism: Rhopilema esculentum
Lineage: Eukaryota; Metazoa; Cnidaria; Scyphozoa; Rhizostomeae; Rhizostomatidae
Product: BTB/POZ domain-containing protein 2
Biological process (GO): neurogenesis
Cellular component (GO): cytosol
Molecular function (GO): protein binding
Source: RefSeq, a predicted model, not a curated record
GCGGAGGAGGGUUUCACAAUAGGCCAUGUACCCGAAUUGCAUCUCCACCGAAUAAAGUAGUACCCUGAGAUAUCAAUAAGGAAGAUGACCAAGCGAGGUUAAGAUCAUAAGGAAUUGUAAAGAUAAGGAUGCAUUGGCAGUCCAUACAAACAACUGACUGAAAAAUGAGCUCAAAUAUUGCUUUUGGUGUUUUGUUCUCCACGGUGGUGUUUGGCAUUCUCAUUCAUAGACACUCUUUGUGGCAAUAUUUAUUGUUUGAAGACAGAGAGGACCAGUCUUCCCCAGUCUUCAAAGGGAAUUCAAGCACUAUUUCUAGAAAUAACUGUCAAAGGACUAAGCGCUCAGUUCAGGAAGAAAUUUGUCCACAGUACUAUAGAGUAACCUUUGAUGCUUUUAUGUACCCAGGAUACAAAGUAGAGGUGUUCUGUGACCAAAAAGUCAAGGGGCGUUGUAUCAGUGUGUGCCAGGAAAGGUUAACACAUUUCAGUGAACCAAGGCGGAAAUUUCUGGGUGCAAAAAUGGUGAAUGGAGUUAUGAAGUACUAUUUUAAAGAGAUGUACGAUGAACUGUUUUCUGCUGCCUGUAUUUGUAUUUAAUAUGCAAAAGUUAGGAUUCUUAAAUAUUGAUAAGGUUUCAUCUCAAAUAAUAUUUGAUGCAAAAUUAUUUAUACCUUUUCAACAAUAAGAUUUAGCAUAACCUCAGAGAGACUUUUGCUUGUCAUAAUUUUUUUGCUAUAUAUUCAAUGAAACUAUUCAUUGUUGCCAAAUUUUGGUCAAGUAACCACAAAGAACCUCACCAUUAAAAGUAGUUCAGAGCUUAAUCAAUACCACUUAUUUUAAUGCUGUUUGUUUUAAAAUUCAGCUACUUGUUUUUGUAUCCAGUGGAGAAGCAGGUUUUUAUAAACAGGGUCUUGGUUUUAAUCAGGAUUUUAUGACAAUUUAUAUUCAGGGAAAUUUCAUUGCCAUGUUAUUUUCAAGGAUUAUUUUUCUGGAGGGAUGAUUUAAGAGUAUAUUUAAAAAGAAGGCCUACCACAACCAUGGUCAGUAGCCAUGAGGAAAGAAAAGUAUCUAGCUCAACAUUGAUUAUGCAACAGAACUCUAUCAGAACAGAGCAGAAAACUCUUGACAGAAAUUUGAAAAGAUAAGUGUAUAGGAAACUUAAUGGUGGGGGAGUAGAAACCUACCAUUCCCUGCAGUUUUUAGCUGAAACUUGCUAUUCCUGUGGUUUAAACCAAAAUUCUGCUUCCCAAAUUUGCUGAUAGAUGCUGCUGACCAGCAAAAACAAGAUGUGACAGGUAUCUUUUACAACAGGUGAAGAAUAUCACAAAUCCUCAAAACUUCAAAACCUCAAAAUUUCCGAUUCUUUGUAUCUUUAUCGAGAAAAUUUGCAUCCAGCAAAUGUGUAGAUUUCUGUAGUUCCAUCAAGAAACUGCUAAACUUUAGCUAACCAAAACAACUUUCCUUCAAACUCCAUGUUCCAUUACAUUUGAUAACCCCCAAUUAGUUGGAGUUGACAACACAUUUUUGUAGCUUUGACAGAUAAUCUUGCUUAUUGCGCUGGGUUGUUGUGCUGUAUCUUAAUCAAGCUUAAUCUGCUAAAAAUAUGUACAUUCUAUAAAAUAAUGCAUGUAUAAUAUUCAAAUUUAUAAUUCACUGUAUACAUAUAAAUUUUUUGAAUGUUGCUCAUUUUAUAUGAUUAUGUCUUCUUACCGCUUGGUAUAUAUGAGAAUUAUCAAGUUGUUAUAACAGUAUUCUUAGAAAAGAUUUUCAGAAUAUUGAUUAUGUUUUGGCAGCACACAAUGUCCUAAUUUUAUUUUAUUAAUUGAAAAAUUAGAUUGAAGAAUGUGAAAACAUUGUCCUCGUUUUUGUCUUUGCAGGCUGCCCAUUUGUUUUUGCAUAUUACAAAUUAUUAUUGCUUAAUCGGCAAAAGUGCAGGACUCCAUAAAUUAAGAAAUCACUCUGGCACAGGGACACCUAUAUAUAAAUCUGGGCCCCUCCAGCAAUAGUUUUCAAUCCCCUUUUAUUAGCUAAUCUAAUAGUGUUGAACCUGCUGAUCAUGAAUUUGUUAUUUUGAAUAUUUAGCACAAUUUUCAGUUACAAAUGCCUGCAUUUUGACAUUUGUAUUGAAUCAAGGAAUUUUCGGUUUUGACAUCACAUUGUAUUUCAGAUCACUUCACCUUAGUGUGCGAAGUUACAUAUCCGUACGUCCGCGAGUCAUAAGAUGCUAGUUAGUAGUUGUAGUGUAUGUCUUCCCCGUCUUAAAAAGUGCGGGAGAAAAUUUCAAUUUAAAAAAGCAUUCCUCGAAGAAGUGUACUGUCAGCAGCAUCAAAGGUUUUUGAAAGAUUAAUGGCUAACCACAAGCAGAUGCAGCUCUUUAUUCAACCAAAUCUUCCCAAUCUUCUAGGUGGAUUUCCGGGUAUUUGUACAACCUGUGUUUUUAACAAGUAUUACUAUAGAGCAGGCUUGUCCAACGCGUGGCCCGCGGGCCACAUGGUGGCCCGUGAUAUUGUCUAAUGUGGCCCGCGCUUGGGUCGAAGUUGAUAAAGAACUGCACUGUAUUUUUUUCAGGUUGUAAGAGAGUAUCAAUAGCUUGCAAGUGCAUAUCACAAAGUUAUAGUCCACCAAAUUGCUUAGCAGUUCUGCCAUAUUUAUCCAGAGAGUUUCCAGAAAGUGAGCCGUUCAUUUGUACCAACUAUUAGGAAAUGAUUACCUCUGUUGAUAUCUAAAUCACAAAGGACAUUACAUCUUUGGCUGGCAUGUCCCCAAUACCCAAAAAAGCCCCUCCCCCGAGUAAAUUGCUAAGGCAUUGAGUAACUUUAUGUACCCUAAAAUAUUGAUAAAUGUCUCUUGCUUAUGGUGCAUUAACGAAUAUUGCAAUUUGGCAUUCAAAAACUGCCUGUCGGUUAUAAAAUUCCCGCCCAUGUUUUUAGGGAAAUCAGAAAAAAACUAGCCUGCGUGCAGACUUUACCUGACUUCUUCCUUUAUUAGCCCUCUUAUUUAAUUUUAAGGCCUAGAAUAAGAGAAUUUUUCCUUACGUAAAUCUACAAUUUUAAAAGAAAAACGGAUUUUUGCUUUUCUGAACAGAUGCCCUUAGUUGUGCUACAAGUAUUUGAUUAUCAAGUGUGGCCUCGUAUAUCAUAUAAACCUCAAAAUAUCAUAUCAACCUCAAUAAAAGCUUUUUCGAUUUUGGGCGAUUUUGAGUAUGUUAUAGAGGAAACAAUUCUGCAUAGGAUGGUGGAAAAUUCGCUUUUCUACAAAUUUUUUCCCGGUUGACCUUAAAUUGAACGCUACACGACCUCACUAGUUUGCUUCUGCUCUUAAGCAUCUUGCCAUUUCCAUGAGACUUCUCCAGCUUCUCUCUGAUUUGCCCUUUUGAAAGAGAGAAUAUGGCAUUGUAGAUGUCGGUUUGAUGUCAUUGUUGAGAAGCACUUGCGUAAAAGCUUGACUGAGAUAUUCUAGAGCAUUAUCACUGUGAAAUUCUUUUACUCUUCCAAUAGGGGCUACAUUUGCUAUAAAAUUCUUUAAAGCAGUAGGUGCUUUAUAUUUCGCAUUACCGUGUUUCCCAUAUUGGAAAAGAUUGUGAUUCUCCAUUAAAACUGAUGCGGGCUCUGGGCCCAUAGCCUGUUAAGAAUUGUUGCCCCGAGAUCAUUCUAAUACUAGAAGACAUUUUGUAAUGAGUUCCAUAUCGUAAUAUCAAAUUCACCGUUUUAUAACUCAACUACACUCAUUUUUUUAUAAGAAACAAAGGUCGAUGUUGAGUACUCCAGUUUAUUAAUGUUCUGGAAAUUUCAAUACUCAUUGUUUCUUAAGAGUUUUUUAAUUAUGAUGUCAAAAAUGAUGUAUGAAAUGUUCGUGUCCUUUUUUAUCACGUCAAGAGAUUCGCUUCCGUUCCGAUCUGAUGUAUUUAGAUGUAUAUUUUUAUCCGUUGUGUCUUAUGUUCUAGGCCAACAGGGCAAUCUUGUUCAUGGAUUUUACAGAAUUUAGUUGUUCUCAGUUUUAUCACAAUUAAAAAGUUUCUUCAUUUUUUGCUUCGAGUACUGAAGUUUCUUAUUUUUUUCUGACUGUUUAGUACUCUUUUCUUAUAGCCAGUUUCUUAUAAAAAUAUUUAGUGUAACUACCAACAGCAAAAGGUGCGAACAUACGUAAACAAGUCUUCGUUAAGAAAUCUAUUGUAUAAAAUAAACAAUGCGGGUUCACACUUUGUGUGAAAAGAACUAUAAAGUGACACUGUUUUGUUGAUUGUAUUAUAGCUAAAGAUUGUAUUCUUAACAGAUAAAAGGCAUGUAAGUGCUGGAACUGAAUUAAAUUCGCGUUCUCUCUGAAUUAAAAUGUUUAGGCAGAGUGGCCAAGCUGGAUCUUAUAACUCUAUCAAUGAUUUCUAUUCUGACUGGCAAGCGACAAAGCUUAAAAUAAAGGAUCGUGUGACUCAUUUGUAUAACAACGAAUUGAUGAGUGAUGUUGUAUUUAUUGUGAAAGAUGACAACAAACUCUCGCCCAGUCGUGUUCCUGCACAUAAAUUUGUUCUGGCGGCAAGCAGUUCUGUGUUCUUUGCCAUGUUUUAUGGGCCAAUGGCUCAGGCUGACAAGGAGAUCGAAAUAGUGGACUGUGAAAAUGCCAACUGUUUGCUUGAACUUUUCAGGUUUAUAUAUACCGACGAUGUUGAACUGAAUUGGGAAAAUUCUUUUAACAUUUUAUACUUGUCAAAGAAGUACAUGAUUCCCUUGUUGAGAAAUCGUUGCUGUGAAUUUUUGGAGAAGACCAUAACGAAGGAAAACGUCUUGGCCGUGUUGCAGCAGUCGUUAAAACUGGGUGAAAAAGGACUUUCAAAAAAAUGUAUCGAAUUCAUCCAGCCAUUAAUAUCAGAAUUGGCGAAAAUGGAGUCAUUCUUGGACCUUGACGUGAAUACACUGGAAAUAAUCUUGAAGGAAGACGUAUUGCAUGUUGCUGAGAUCGAUCUUUUCCUUGCAGUUCUAAAAUGGUGCAAAAGCGAAGCUCUGAGAAGGGAAAUGGCAGAAGGGCCCGAAUCCUGGAAAGAGGUUCUCGGGGAUGCUAUCUAUCUUAUCAGGUUUCCUUGUAUGACAAGCCAAGAAUUUGCCACUCACUGUAUAUUUUCUGGACUCUUAACUUUGAACCAAAUUCGCGAUUUAUCGUACGUGACAAGCUUACCUGACGGAAUCCACCCAGUUGAUAUCAUCGAACGGAUUCCAUUUGCAUUUAACAAGCGGAUCAUGUCCUUAAACCGACUUUGCCAGGGUAAAACGGUUGAAACAUGGAAUUAUGGGGACAGCCCAGACGCGCUUGAUUUCACCGUAACUAAAGAGGUUUGUAUAUGUGGAAUCAGCCUAUUUGGUGAGCCGGCCCUGCAAAGUCUUGAGGUUUCCAUUAAGACUGGAAAAGAAAUUGUCAAGCCCGAGAUAUCCGCUGGCUUGCCUGAUUCCGGACCAACCGAAGGAUCAUAUCGUGUUAUGUUUAGUCAACCGGUUCGCAUUUUGCCAUUCAAAGUCCACACAUUGGUGGUAUUGAUCAAGGGCCCCGAUUCUAAGGGUGCGAACUAUAAAAGAUCUAGCUGGUGCCAUGAUGUUAAAUUCAAUUUUAAGUCCAGCGACGAAUCCAGGACUGGCACUAGCGCUACUUAUGGACAGUUCCCUGAGUUUCUCUUCACGAUCAUCAGCUAAUUAGCAAGUCUUGGCGAAAUAAUCCCCUUCAAAAGAAUUAAUUUUUGUGGAUGGUUGUACUUUCUUCACAGCUUUACCUUCGGAAAUUUAAAUAUAAUCAAACGUGUAGUAAUAUGAGGGGGGAUGAGGGGCUAAACAUGCUCAAAAUCAAGAGCAGGGCGAUUUUUGCAUGGUUUUAAGCACAUUUUGGAAAUUAUUUGGGGGGCCAAGCACAAAUUCUUUGCAGGAAAUUGUUCUUGUUUGCAAGGAAAUUUUUAAUCACUUUACACAAACAUUUCUGAAGAUGAGGGUAUCAAAGCUUCUCUCAAUGCCAUCAAAAAUCAUUAUGGGGAAAUUACCUGCUGCAUAUAAAAUACAGCAAAUGGCUAUUUUUCUUAAACACAAUUAUAUUGCCACUCUCUUUUUUUAUAAGAACAAAUUUAUAAAAACACGAGCCUAAAAACUGGUCAAAAGUUAAGAGCAAAUUAAGAGCAAGCUGAGGCUGAGCUACUGUAAAAUGUAAUUUUGAACAAUGUUUCAUCUAAAAAACGAGGAGUUUUUUGCCAUCUAGGGGUGCUUCUCCGGUGAACUUUCAAACUUGCGGCAAUUAAAGAAAGUCUUCAUGUCUUACGCAUUUUGUUGACAAAUGAGGCUAGAGCGCAAUAGCUAGCAAUUGCACUGCUUACACCCUAAUAAUUUAAAACAAUUUAAGAACGAUCCAGUCCAGCCUUAGAUUUUCGAAAAGUAAGAACAACCAGCCUGAACUUCAAUUUUCUGGCUCUCAUAGAAAAGAGCGUUGUGGUUAACUUUAUUAACAUCCCUUAAUUAAAGCACUGCAGUGGGGAGACCCUUUGCCCCAAUUUAUGCCGAAAUAUUCAUGACAACAAUAAAACAACAUAUCUUGAGCAAUGCCCUGAUGGGGCG